Styela clava is the source of this 1311-nucleotide messenger RNA. Lineage: Eukaryota; Metazoa; Chordata; Ascidiacea; Stolidobranchia; Styelidae. The record is from RefSeq and is a predicted model, not a curated record.
AUGCUAUGUUUGACGCUUAUAGAUUAUGCAGUUUUUUGUUCUAUUGGUGGGAAGGAGUGUGAUUUGUCUCCUUGUGAUGUUUGUUUUCAACCUGCUAAUGGUACUUCUCUGAAAGCUCGUGGUAUGAUUGACUUGAAAAUUUGUAUUGAUUCUGUGUGUGCUGUUCAGAGAGUGAUUAUUGCUGAUCUUGGUGCCCCCUAUGGUUUGCUUGGUAUGGAUUAUUUCCAAGAGCAUGACUGUGUUUUGCAUAUGUCUGUAGGUCAAAUGGAGGUUGAUGGUAAAACUGUUUCCCUGACUAAGCCUGUUUCGUCUGUUCCUAGUUGUAGAAUUGUUGUAGAUAAAUGUGUGACUGUUCCCAGAGAGAGUGAGAUGGUGAUUUAUGGUCGUUUGAAUUGCCCAUGGAAACCCAAUAGUGACGUCAUAGCUGUGGCAGAGGCUGCGUGUGUGUUUGAGAGCGAGUAUGGCCAUCGUGGUUUAUUUUUAUUUCCCGGAGUGGUGGACGCCUCAUGCUCUCUAGUGCCUCUCAUGGUGGUCAAUGUUAGCAAGGAAGCGGUAGAAAUACCUGCGGAUUUGACUGUCUCUUCUCUGGAACAAGUGGUGCCUGGUGAUGUCAUGGACACCAGGGAGCUACCUGAACAUUUAAAGAAGCUCGUCGACGAUCCAGAAGAUUUAACGGUUGAACAACGUCAAAGUGUUCGUGAUUUGCUCGUCGAAUUUCAGGAUAUUUUUGCUGGUCCUGAUGGCAAACUGGGACGAACUUCUGUAGUCAAACAUAAGAUUAAAACGUCAACACCUGAACCAAUCAAAGUUCCACCGCGACGUAUGGGAUGGCGUAUGGGAUGGGCGAAGAGAGGAAUCGCAGAGAAACAAGUACAGAGCAUGCUUGAUCAAGGUGUAAUAGAACCGAGUGAAAGUCCCUAUAAUUCGCCUAUUGUUCUCGUUCCUAAGAAAGACGGAAGUUGUCGUUUUUGUAUCGAUUUCCGGAAAAUUAAUCUGGUAACCAUCAAAGAUGCCUACAGUUUGCCAAGAAUUGAUGAUAUUUUGGAUGCAUUGGGUAAAGCAAAGUGGUUUUCAUCGUUGGACUUGGCGAGUGGGUACUGGCAAGUAGAACUCGACCCAGAAGAUCGGGAAAAAACAGCAUUCAGCUUGCCAGGAAAUAAUCAUUUUCAAUUCCGUGUUCUUGCCUUCGGUCUGGCCAAUGCGCCAUCUUGCUUCCAGCGUUUAAUAGACAAAGUUUUGGCUGGAAUUUAUGGAAAAUUGUUCGCAUUUGAUGAUAUUUUGUUUAUGGAGAAAACUUUGAUCUGGCCAUGA